AUUGUUUACCUGCUCCACGUAUAAAACAGCCUCAGUUUCAUCGUGGCAGAACAUAUUGAAAAUGCAGCACAUACAAUUCGUGCGUUUUCACCGAAUUCGUCGAAAACAUCGAAUUUUGUUGUUUGUUUUGGUAUCAGUUUUAAUUCUUUUCUUGUGUACUCUGAAUUGGAAUCAUUUAGAGACUAACAUCAACGUGCAUAUCAGCAAUUAUUUGGAUAUAGAGAAUUUGGAAGGGUUUGAGAGAUAUGAUGCAGGCGAGCCACAACAGGCGGGAUCGCUAUCAGAGUCGAUGGAGAUAUUCCAGGUACAAGACCUCAAAGAAUUUGAAAUUCUGACUUCUGAACCAGAGAAAUCAUGGAAAACUUCAAAAACAACUACCCUACCGAAAAUUGGUAUUAUGAUGGGUUCUAAAAAUAGUCAAGAUAAAAUAAACAUAAAUGACAAAUCUAAGAACAGUAUAUCAAGAAAUUUGACAAAGAUUAAAAAGAGGAAAAAAAAUAUGGCACAAAACUUUGUCCACUUCCAUGGUUUAAACUUGCAUACAUGGGACAAUGUGUGCGGUUUUGCUGUAGAAAGUCUAACGUACUUUAUUCUUUAUCCAAACGCACCGAGUAAACGGAGAAUAAUCAACAACUUCGAGUCUUACAAAACUGGAAAAGACUUCGGGCAAAGAAUUUUUGGGUACAUUCAACCCAAUUCUACAAAUGAUUACAAUUUUGGAAUUUCAUCGGAAGGCAACUCGGAGUUAUGGCUAAGUACAGAUGCGACUCCCUCGAACUCUCGGCGAAUCGCGUUCAUAGGGAGUGAACAUGUUAGAGGAACUUCCAAAUCCAGACGAUUUUCACAGUUUCCCGAGCAAACAUCCAUGCCAGUACAUUUGAAAAAGGGGAGGAGAUAUUUUAUAGAAGCAAUUUAUAAACAAAGUGGCCAUGGGAAUUGGUCGCGGGUUCAAGUGGCGUGGAAGACUGUGGGCGAAGAGAAGUUCAAGAUUAUUCCUAAUAGAUUCCUUUUUCCUUUUGUUAAUGAUAGUAGCAUUAAGGACGGGAUAGUUGCUAAGACGGAUUACAUGGAGAGGAAAUUCCCGUUGAAGCUUGGAGCGAAGGAUUUAGAUUUUAUGGAGUUUAUUGACUUUGGAAACGCACUAAAAUCAUGCGAAUACCGACCGAGCUAUUACGUUCGAGGGAAGUUGGUCAGAUAUGAGGGAGCCCGUAACAAGAACAAUACCCAUUUUGCGAGUGUCUAUCCCCCAGACGGGACAAAUGUCACGCUACCGCUGGUCAAAGAUGACGAUAUCUGGUGGACGGAAAAUGGAGUUGGCAACGACGUCAUCGAUAAGGUGGAAGCAAUGAAUGUCGAAGAGGAAUUUAUAAGGGCAUUUGAAGAGAAAUAUCAUGAUGCGUUUCGCCCAGUGCGCAUGCGUUCACUAGAGCGUGCGCAUGAUCCCGUGAAAGGAGACCGCUAUUUAUUGGACGUGGAAGUCGAUGACCUGUACAGCGGGCGCAAGUACCGCUUGAAUGAGUACAUCUACCGAUCACGUGACAAGAAGGAGCUCUGCUUCCCCAGAGAGUUCCGCUGGACCAAACAGGCCAUCGUGAAUAUUAUAGUACCGCUGAAAAACAGCGGGCGCUGGGCAACAUAUCUGAUAAGAAAUGUGGCAGAAAUCGUGAGCAAAACACGUGACCGGAAGAUUCGUCUUGUUAUUAUCGACUACGAGAGCACUGACGUUGACCUUCAGGCGACGCUGAAACGCAGCUCCUUACUUCCUUAUAUGUACACUGUCGUCACGAUACCACGUGACACCCCUUUUCGUCGUGCCCAGGCCCUCCAGCUCGGCGCGGAUGCCGUCAAGGAGAACAAUAGUAUCUUGUUCUUCUGCGACCUUCACCUGAAAAUUCCUGACAAUUUGGUAGAGAUUGUGCGAAAGCAUUGCGUUAAGGGCAAGAUGGCGUUCAACCCCGUCGUAUUGCGCUUGCGCUGUGGGAACUAUCCCAAGGUGCCUUUCGGCUACUGGGAGAACCUCGGUUUCGGGUUGCUCGCGCUGUUCAAGUCGGACUUUGAUCGCGUUGGAGGCAUGAAUGUGGAUGGGUUCAAAGGCUGGGGUGGAGAGGACUGGGAACUACUAGACCGAGUGCUUGAGUCUCAGAUGGAAGUAGAAAGACUCAAAAUCCCUGAAUUUUAUCAUUUUUAUCAUACGUCAUAUUCCAAUUCUCGGGUACUGGCCUAAAAAAGUAACGAGAACAAUUGAGAAAUGAAAUAUAUGUCAUAUGUCCUGUCAAGAGAAAGUUUUGAUUGAACCAAUACAAGCAGCCUUUAUAAAGCACGGAAAAGUACGCAGUUAUGUACGUGUAAAGUGUGCUGUGAUUCUGUACACAGCCAAACAUCAAGUGUUUUUUUUCACUAGGGGACGCGCAGGCCGCAUGUGUACCCCCUUGACCGCUAAAAAUAGGCCACUUCUUAUUAGAGGAUAAUAUAAUAUUAUACUUUUUUAAUAAUGUGACAUCUAUGAUUGUGCACCCCGUUGCAUCAAACCCCGACUUCGCGCCUGAAUAGCGUCUUCCAACAUCAUUCGACACCAUCCAACAUAAUUCGACACGACCAUUUAACAUCUUUCAACAUCAUCCAAUAUCAUUCGACAUAAUUCAACAUCUUUCACACCAUCCAAAAUCAUUCAAUAGGUAUCGGUGAUUUCGCCGACAACCAUGUUCGUUUCGCCGACACGCUUUUUUCGUCUAAAUAGGAGUCGUUACUUUCUACAGUGACUAUACUGCGGUGAAGCUCGCUUACUAUUAACAGAGAAGUGUCUUAUAUCAAAACUCAAAUCAACAUCAAACCGCUAUGAAUAACACGAUCGCGGACAAGAUCAUCAUAAUAAAAACGUGCUAAAAUCCGCGAUUAGAUACAGAUUACCAUAUAAGUUACUGCGAAUCGUAAUACCAUCCAACAUUCGACACCAUCCAACAAAGAGCCCAACAUUUAAGGCCACAAUGCGGCGAGAAUUAAAUUCUAAAAAUUCUAAUCAUUGCAAAUAUUAUAGAUAACAAUUAUUUAACUUGAAAUUUAUUAAUAAACAUACAAUUUAAAUCUU
Messenger RNA from Nematostella vectensis (starlet sea anemone), 3085 nucleotides. RefSeq names its product N-acetyl-beta-glucosaminyl-glycoprotein 4-beta-N-acetylgalactosaminyltransferase 1. The transcript has 5 exons. The coding region runs from base 62 to 2224 and encodes 720 amino acids. Gene Ontology annotation, cellular component: Golgi cisterna membrane. The record is from RefSeq and is a predicted model, not a curated record. NCBI's taxonomy places the organism in Eukaryota, Metazoa, Cnidaria, Anthozoa, Actiniaria, Edwardsiidae. Gene Ontology annotation, molecular function: acetylgalactosaminyltransferase activity.